AGUCUCUGGCAAACUGAAUUGGUGUCGCGUCCUCCUCCUCUCUUCCGACCCUUGGUGUGUUAUAAUACAGUGUCAGAUCAUUGCAUUAUUCAGUGCCUUUCGACCCAAAAAUUAGACAUUUGACUCCUCUGAUUGAAAGCCUUCAGUACUACCCAAUAUUUAAAACGUCUGCUGCUGUCGAGAAAGAAGCCGCCACCGCCGCUGAUGACUUGGUGUUGUUGGACGAACGUCAACUCAUCACAACACACAGCACACAUAGAGCCAUAUAGAGGACUUCCACAAAUUCUUCGAAUCAGGGAAAACAAUUGCUCAUCACACUAGUAUACAUCAUGGCGUUCGCUGCAGCUCGUAUGAUUCUCAAAGACAAGCGGAGGAAACCUUCACGUGAAGAGUAUUCGCCCAGAAACCGAAGCAAGGCUCGGGGCAAACAGUCGGAAGGAUCAAUACACCUGUCAACAAUUAACCAGCCAGUUGGGUCCCCUAAGCCGCCUCUUACAAAGAGCAAUGAUCCCGGAGCCAAGAGCAACUGCCAGCAGCAGUCGGCCAAGUCGUCAGGCAAGAAUUCCGGCAAUAACCGUAACAAUCAAAAGGCCAGCAGCAGCAAGAAGCCCUGCAACAGCAACAAUCAACAUGACCUAACUGUCACUAUUGACUUGUCGGAGCAUGGACUAACAGAAGAUCAAGUUGCAGAUUUCAAAGAAGCCUUUAUUGCAAUAGAUAAAGACGAAGACGGCCUAAUUACUGUGACAGAGCUGGGGAAAGUAAUGAAAUCCCUUGGCCAACGAUCGACAGACAAAGAGUUGAAGACUCUGGUGCGCGAAGUAUCAAACAGCAAUCUACGCAACACCGUCGAGUUUAAUGAAUUCCUACAAUUGAUGUCAAAGAAACUGAAGAAUGAUGGAUGCGAGGAAGAGCUACUCGAAGCUUUCCGGGUGUUUGACAAGUUGGGAGAGGGUUGGAUCAUGUCUGCCGAUCUGCGCGACGUCAUGCAACACUUGGGCGAGCGGCUGUCCGAUAUUGAAGUGGACGACAUGCUGAAGGAAGCCGAUCGUGAUAAUAACGGCCGCGUUUUCUAUCAAGAGUUCGUCGAGCUGUUGACAAAGUAGACCAUCAUCAACCCACAAGUAUACAAAAGGGAAAUAUCCACUGAAAUAACAGCACUUAUUUUUGGAAACGAAACGGCGAAAGUAGCCGAUAGCUACAGUAGCCUAUUAUAUCUUCUAUGAGAAACCAUCGUCAACACGAUGGCAAGGCCAGCAGCAAAUCACCUUGCCGCGUGUUUGCAGCACAAAUCGUAGAGAUGCGCGGAUGCCAAAUUGUCCGCUUUAUCGUUCCAUGAUGCUGGUGCCAAAUAAAUGUGGGUGUUUUUGCGCAAACGUUAUUCUCCAAAUGGCAAUAUCUAUUAUAUGAAUAAUAUAUAUUCUGUGUAAAUGUUUCCAUGUUUUGUUGUGGUUAAUGUUUGAUUUCGAUGUUCCAUUGGUUCUAUUGCAUUUUGACGCGGAGCUAGUCCAAGUCAUUCCAUCGUGUUUCACAUCAACAACCAAAAAUGUUGUCCUCUCUUUGAUGUUCAUGUGUGCGUACGUGUAUUGUCUGAUUGUGUGGGCUCACGGGAAUUCUACAUAGAGAACGAGACUUUCCUAAUUAGGUUGUUCAAAAGCUCAGCAAUUCACUAGCUGUCGAAAACUCUCUCAUCAGUGGCUAUAUUUUAGAACCCGAAGCCGUUUGUUGAUUUUGAAUGUUAAAUUACACUUCGGUUCAAUU
Daphnia pulicaria is the source of this 1761-nucleotide messenger RNA. RefSeq names its product calmodulin-A-like. The record is from RefSeq and is a predicted model, not a curated record. Gene Ontology annotation, cellular component: myosin II complex. NCBI's taxonomy places the organism in Eukaryota, Metazoa, Arthropoda, Branchiopoda, Diplostraca, Daphniidae. The coding region runs from base 330 to 1106 and encodes 258 amino acids. Gene Ontology annotation, molecular function: calcium ion binding. The transcript has 7 exons.